Gadus morhua (Atlantic cod) is the source of this 3460-nucleotide messenger RNA. RefSeq names its product F-box and leucine-rich repeat protein 2 (gene fbxl2). Gene Ontology annotation, molecular function: protein binding. The transcript has 14 exons. The record is from RefSeq and is a predicted model, not a curated record. Bases 1 to 1299 code for a protein of 432 amino acids. Gene Ontology annotation, biological process: SCF-dependent proteasomal ubiquitin-dependent protein catabolic process. Gene Ontology annotation, cellular component: SCF ubiquitin ligase complex. Lineage: Eukaryota; Metazoa; Chordata; Actinopteri; Gadiformes; Gadidae.
AUGAACGGCAUUACCAAGGGCAGAUUUGAGGUGUUCUCUAACAGCGAUGAAGCCCCCAUCAAUAAGAAGCUUCCUAAAGAGCUUCUGCUACGAAUAUUCUCCUACCUAGAUGUGGUCACGCUCUGUAGGUGCGCCCAGGUGUCCAAGGCUUGGAAUGUCCUGGCCCUGGAUGGCAGCAACUGGCAGAAGAUUGACCUAUUCAACUUUCAGACGGACAUUGAGGGCCGUGUGGUGGAGAACAUCUCCAAGCGUUGCGGGGGCUUCCUGAGGCAGCUGAGUCUGAGAGGCUGUCUGAGUGUGGGGGACGCUUCCAUGAAGACGUUCGCCCAGAACUGCAGGAACAUCGAGGUGCUGAACCUGAACGGCUGCACCAAGAUCACAGACAGCACCUGCCUGAGCCUCAGCAAGUUCUGCUCCAAGCUCAAGCACCUGGACCUCACCUCCUGCGUGUCGAUCACCAACCACUCCCUGAAGGCCCUCAGUGACGGCUGCAGAAUGCUUGAGAUGUUGAACCUGUCGUGGUGUGACCAGAUGACCCGGGACGGCAUCGAGGCCCUGGCCAGAGGCUGCAACGGCCUGCGUGCACUGUUCCUCAGAGGCUGCACACAGUUGGACGACGGGGCCUUGAAGCACCUCCAGAAGCACUGCCCAGAGCUCACCACCAUCAACAUCCAGUCCUGCACGCAAAUGACGGACGAUGGCAUGGUGAGCCUGUGCCGCGGCUGCCACAAGCUACAGAUCCUCUGCAUGUCUGGCUGCAGCAACAUCACCGACGCCUCGCUCACCGCACUGGGCCUCAACUGUCCCCGGAUCAAGAUCCUGGAGGCUGCACGCUGCUCCCAUGUGACUGACGCUGGGUUUACUGUAUUAGCCAGGAAUUGCCAUGAGCUUGAAAAAAUGGACUUGGAAGAAUGUAUUUUGCUAACUGAUAACACCCUGGUCCAGCUAUCUAUACACUGCCCUCGGCUGCAAGCGCUGUCCCUGUCACACUGUGAGCUGAUCACCGACGACGGCAUCCGGGCGUUGAGCAGCAGUGCCUGCGGGCAGGAGCGCCUCACGGUGGUGGAGCUGGACAACUGCCCCCUGAUCACGGACGUGACCCUGGAGCACCUGAAGAGCUGCCACCGCCUGGAGCGCAUCGAGCUCUACGACUGCCAGCAGGUCACCCGGGCCGGCAUCAAACGCAUCCGGGCCCACCUCCCCGAGAUCAAGGUCCACGCCUACUUUGCCCCGGUGACGCCCCCCCCCUCGAUGCACGGCGGGGGCCCGCGGCUCUGUCGCUGCUGCAUCAUCCUCUGACAGUGGAGGGCCAGAGGGGGGCACCUCUGUCUGCAGGUCCUGCUGCUCUGAACUAGUUGGGGGGUGGGGUGGGGUGGGGUAUAGGGGAUAAGGGGAUAGCGAUUUGGGAUGGGGUGGGGUGGGGGGGGGGGGGGGGCUGGACCUAAUCACCGCUCCUAAUGAUCAACUGAUGAUCAACACACCCAGACUGAUAGCCCAGCAGUGAGUGAUCUAUCAACUCCCCCCCCCCCCCACCCCACCCCCCCGGCUCUCUCCCACUCAUGCUAAGCCAUAGAUUCCAUGGAGGAUGAAGAAGAGUGUGCAGAGAGUGCUGAUGGCUCUGGGUUACACUGCUGUGGUAAGGUGAGGUGGUGGUUAAGGUGGACAGAUGUAUGUUUAUUUUCUCUCCAUCCUUCCCACUUGGCCAGAACUGGAUAAACAAUUGACUUAAACCAGCCAGCCCACCCCACCAGCAUCCUCCCAGUGCAACCCCCCCCCCCCCCUCCAACCCUAAGUAAGUAGGUGUCACCUGGACAAGAAGAGAUGCAGAUGCAGAAUAUCUCUCUCUACGGCUCCAGCAGUUAUAGGGGCUUACAACUCGAAAAAACGAAAACAAAAAAAACUGAAGAUUCAUUCUCUGUGGAAUAUCAUCAUCAUCUCAACCAACCAAUGACACGGCAGCCCUGUCGAACAUGGGGAUAUUUUGUGAGUGAGAGCCUUGUGGGAAGACAGGACCACCCCUCUGGGGUCGUGGUCUGUGCUGGUCCACCCAACAUGGAGGGAACACCAUGAAGAGCAGUAUAGAAGGAUCGUUUUGUGCUUUGGAGAAUGUUCUCAGACAUUUCACUUCUAUUUGCACAGAGAAUGUUUUGCAAUGGCGGGAGCAAAAAAAUUGAUGUGAUAAUUACAAUAUCCGCUACUCACUGGAAACUGAAGAAUAGAGGCCUAUGACGUUUUAAUUUGUAUUUUCGGUUUUCCUGUGCUUCUUGUAAUUGUCCAUGCUUUUUUGUCGUGUGGGGUGGGGGGGGUGGGGGGGGUCCUCUCUUGAAAAGAAAAAAAAGAAUAAGAACGUCAAGAGUUUCUAUUUGACAUGAAAGGACCGUGUGCCAGAUCCUCAGCAGCAGAAGAAAUGCAGUUGGCUGUGAGUGCUACCUCUCUCCAGGAUGUGUGGCAUAAUGUUGCACCAUAGGCCCUGAUCCAAACUAGGCCGUUGCCCUGUCAGCUAAAGCUCCUUAUAGUACCACCAGAGACCUGUUAACCUGUCUGUCAAUCACACAGACCACACUAGCUUGAUUUGUGCCCGCAACUUGGUCUCCGUUUACAACUUUAGACAAAGAUUAGCAGCGCAACAUAGCCAGCCAACAACCAACACAUCUGUUCUGCUCAUUUGGAGAAAUAACUUGAAUCCAUGUCCAAAUUCUUUAAAAUGUACUUGUUGGACUCGUGACAAAUCAAUUCACAUGAAUUGAAAAUAACCGGGGUAAUGAACAUGCCGAGUUCAAAAAAAGCUCUAAAAAGCUUUGUAAAUGCUUUCAUGUAUCUGAUGACUGUGGAUAAGAAAGGACAGGUUUAGACAAUCACUGAGAACCUUUGAGGGAAAUUUGGUGUGGUUUCCUGUGACUUGGGAUUGCUCUGCCCCCAUUGGAUUAGGUCGGAUGCAGUGAAUACUUUAGUAUGACGCUUAACGUGAAGAAAUUAAUUUACAAAUAUUAUUUGACCCAGAAUAUGUGAACAAUGUGGUAUAAACGCCCUAAAUAUAACAGUCAAUUGUAUUACCCAUUCAAUUCUACACAACACUGGUGUGAACUUGAACAUGAUUAGUCAGAUGAAAAUAACAAUUGUCUUUUUCAAUUGUGGUCAUGUACCUGCCCUAGCAUUUGUGUGACCUUUAAAGAGGAUCUUGCUUCCGUUAAAAAAAAAAGGAAUUUAUGUCAAACAAGACACACACACUAGGUGGCAGCCAAUAUGGAUUCCAAUGGAUGAGAUGCACAGGAAUACAGUGGAGAGGGAAUGUGAGUAGAGGGAUUAUAAUGUGUCGAGGCUCAAAUGCUGACUGAGCGAUUCGUCUGUAUUGUAUCCCCUCGCUCGGACAGCUGUUUUAACAGAGGUUUUAUGUCGAAGAAAUACGUGAGUAAAUAAAUGAAAAUGAAUAAAUAAAUAAAGGUAUCUAAUAGUAAAUGUA